GCGGGCUUGUCAGACGUCACAACGGGGGUUACUGUUGUGCUAGGUAGCUAGCCUGAGUAAUACCAGGCGCCGUUUUAUAUAUAUAUAUAUUUUUUUUUUCUCCCCCAGCUCGAGUUUUCUAUUUCUACUAUUUGGCUAAUGUUGGAUAGACCAGCAUGGAUUUCGACGAAUUGUUUAGUGAACGAACAUUUCAGUUUUCUGACUUUCAGGAGUUUACGUUUCUUCCUGGACAUCAGAAACUGUCAGAGAGAGUGCGGAAGCGAUUGUACUAUAGCCUGGAGCAAGACGGCUCUCCAGAUUCCCUUUCCUGUCCUGUUACAGAUAUUGCUGUGGAACUCCUUCAGAAAUCUGCCCCGAGCCCAAUUCGAAAACUACACAAGAAAUAUGCUGCUCAUGUCGCGAGGGAGGCGUGCAUCUCUCCAUGUGCCAUGAUGUUGGCCCUGGUCUACAUCGAAAGGCUACGACACAGGAACCCCGAAUACCUGCAAAAGAUCUCCUCCUCGGACCUCUUCCUUAUCUCCAUGAUGGUUGCCAGCAAGUAUUUGUACGACGAAGGGGAGGACGAGGAGGUGUUCAACGACGAGUGGGGGGCUGCUGGGAAACUGGACGUCCAGACUGUCAACACUCUGGAGAUGAAUUUCCUCGACGCCAUUGAGUGGAGCCUCUUCACUGAGCCCGGGGACUACUUUGGCAUACUGAAUCAACUCGAAACCAGUAUUGCAGAGAAGCAGGGGAUGAAGCGAGGCUGGUUCACCUACACCGACCUCUGUGUGCUGCUGGAGCAGGCGGCGUGGCGACAGGCACUGACGGCCAUCUACCUGCACUUUGCCAAGGUGACCUGCAUGCUGGGGCUGGUGUAUCUGACCAGUGUUGCGGGCCUUAUCGCCACCAGCCUCCCCAGGAGCAGCCAGCCCCUGGCCCCAGUCCGCCAAGUCCCCCUGCUGAGCUCCAGCCUCUCUCCACCACCACUAGGCCUGCUCCCAGUCCCGGAGACCACCAGUCCAGCAUCCGACCUCCCUCGCUGCUGCGUCUUGGGCAACGACAGUCACAACCGCCGGCCUGGCACUCUGCACACCCACGACGACCACAACCACGGCUCGCCAACCUCCUCCCAGACCUCUAUACUGUGUCUAUGGGGCUCUAUCCUCACUUCGCUAAGCCACACUGACCCACACCCCCAGCCCGACACUGAACCAGCCUUGUCCGCCUCCUCUCUGCACUGCCCCGGCUGCCAGGUUACAGUGGGGAGCCUCCCUCCUGGCUCCAUCCAGUGCGGCCCACAGAACACCUCUGCUCCGCUACUAGAGCCUGGACACCCUGGUCACCCGGCAGCACCGUGGCUGGCCCCUGCCCCCCUCCUCUACGGAGCCGCCCCGAUGCUCCUGGACUCCCGUCUGACUGGCAUGGCGCCGCUCCGUGUCGGACCCUGCUGCCCACAGUUCAUGCUGCCCAUCGAGAAAGCCCCAUCUCUCCUCAUGCCCAGCUAGACGCAGACGGACAAAACAAGCCACUAUCGUUACCCUUCAAUGACGAUGACGCCGGACUCCAAAUGAAACCAGCUGGUUUUUCAGAAUGCAUCCGUUGCAGUGAAAGGAAAGUGAAUUUUUGUUUUGUAUGUGCUUUUUUUUUGCAUAUACUGUCUAAAUUUGAGAUAAGGGGCCCCUAAAGGUGAGUAGCACAUUUUGUACAGUGGUUUGCCAGCUGAAUUGGUGUAAAUAAGUAAGAUGAACUCAUAACAGCGUGAGAUUUGAGUUCUGUGCUCAGGCACUUAUCUUUUCCAAUGUAUAUUUUUCAAAGGUUGGAUCACGCAGCUUUUCAAUAGGUGUUUCUAGAAGGUGUGUACAUGGCAAACUAAUAUUUCAUGUUUGGUUUAAAAAUACACAAAUAUGUCUAAGCAUGGCUACCAUACUCGCACAGUGUUUGUUACUACCUAAUCUUUAGCCUGGGUACCAGAUUUGUUUGUGGAAUGAUGGAACAAACAGACUGGUACCCAGGCUACCUACACUUUACCUAUGUUUGAAAAUGGGGGGAUUGUGGGGGUUGGGCUAAGUCAUGUUGUUAGAUGGAAGAGUUCAGUUUUGAUGUGACAUCAUAGCCAUUUGAGAAUGUUGAGAAAGUAAGUUGUCUCCACAAAAGCAAGGCUGCCUUCUAAGUCAGUACUGUAGUGCUUUAAGAAGGGAGUCAAUUUAGCCUGGUGCCAGAUCUUUUUGUGCUCUUGCCAACUCUUGCUCUCCUUGUCAAGCCAAACAUUGCAUGACAAGGAGUUGGAUUGAUGGCACAAACAGACUUGCACUCAAGCUAGAGACAACUAGCUUGCCUACAUUUCAUUUGCCAUGGAGUCUUUGGGUCAUUAUUUUUCUCAGUUACUGCAGUUAUUUUUAAAAUGUUAACAUAUUUAUGCUUUUUGGGGGGUUUGUUAAUAAUAACUAGACCAGCAAAGCCACAGAUGGAUACUGGUCCCUGCACUGAACAACAGUAGAGAUUCAUUUAUUUUUAUUAUUAUUAUUAUUAAAAAAACAUUAAAUUCAUAUCUCAGUAUGGCUGCCCCUCAAGUCUUGUUCAUUAGGGCACAUCGUAGCGAAAUGCUUUAGACCGCUUUGCAACAGUAAACAAACAUUUGUUUCUGAACAUGACCCUGAACUCUGAUAGCACUGGGUGAGAUGCAACUCUGAGAGUGUAGCCUUUUUAGUAGUUUUUUUUUCAAGUAACUAUUUAUUUUACCAUGACAGAAUGCAGUGGCUCUCUCUGAUGUCAUGUUUUUCCAACAGAAUGCAGUGGCUCUCUCUGAUGUCAUGUUUUUCCAACAGAAUGCCACGCAACUGAAAUAGGUCAUAACCAGUUUACUGUUUGCCAUUGUUUAUUUUUUUUAAAUAAGCGUUUUGAAUACGACGGCGCCUGACAUCAAACAUGAUUGUUUUGGAAAUGUAUCUAAUGAUUGCAAUUUUCAUCCAAUAACCUUUUCAUGGAAACCUAACAUCCUCAUAUGGGUGAGUUGUAUUGUGCAAAACACAACUUUUCAUUAAAACAUUAUUAUUAUUUUUUUAAGAUCUGUUUUUCAAUUUUUGCAAUUAAUUAGUAUCCCUCUUUAACAUACCCAUUUUUUGGUCGGGGAGACCUGACCAACAAAGUCACUCAUACACCAUUUUGUCUUCUCUUCCUGCUCAAAAAUGGAGAAUGUCUUCUUUCUGCAUAGAAAUAGAAUUCCUCGAAUGGGGAUAUCCAUUCUUGAAUGGGGAUGUAAAUUCUAAGUCAUACUGCUUCUAUGUAUCUCAUCCUGGAAAAACAGUUAGCACUUCUCAUAUUUUUCUACUCAAGAUAGUUUCUUGCUAGGGAAUUUAUGAUUAUUUGAACAUUUGACUUGGUUUUACAUUGACACGUUUCUAAAUAAAACCUUUUUCAAAUCGGACUGAGAUUUUGAAGCAUGAAAUCCUUGAAUUUUGUAAACCAUGUACAAAACAUUCAAUGUGUAGAAAUCUGUAAUAAAAUGUUUGACCCUUU
Molecule: messenger RNA, 3498 nt
Organism: Oncorhynchus mykiss (rainbow trout)
Lineage: Eukaryota; Metazoa; Chordata; Actinopteri; Salmoniformes; Salmonidae
Gene: cnppd1
Product: cyclin Pas1/PHO80 domain containing 1
Biological process (GO): regulation of cyclin-dependent protein serine/threonine kinase activity
Cellular component (GO): nucleus; cyclin-dependent protein kinase holoenzyme complex
Molecular function (GO): protein kinase binding; cyclin-dependent protein serine/threonine kinase regulator activity
Source: RefSeq, a predicted model, not a curated record